Molecule: messenger RNA, 1173 nt
Organism: Suillus discolor
Lineage: Eukaryota; Fungi; Basidiomycota; Agaricomycetes; Boletales; Suillaceae
Exons: 18
Coding region: 1-1173 (390 amino acids)
Source: RefSeq, a predicted model, not a curated record
AUGUCCCUCGGCUUCAGAGGCAUCGUGCUGUGUCUCAUCAAGAACAACUCUAACUUCCACCUAGAUCCUCCAUGCCGUAACACCUGCCUUCGGUCGUUGGGAAAUUCGCUCACCCCACUGCAUAUUUUGUACACGCUGUCUGCAAAUUUUCCGCACUAUGCUGCUCCACUUGCACGCAAAGUUCAUAACUGGGGGAAAGCGAUGAUGGGCAUGAACAUGGUAUGGAUCAAUGGGAGGGUGCUAGAGGGUGAAGCUGGCAUAUUCGGUUCUGAUCCAAGUUCAGGCUUCUACGCAACUUUGCGCGCGAAUGUGCUGCUAUUCGCUCACUCAUCGAACUUGGCUCGUCUCACAGCUGUAGAAGUCCGUCUGGAAGGCGAUUAUAGAGCCAGUGUUGGACACGUCGGGAGGGAGAGUGAAGAAGUCGCCAUAUCCCAUUCUAUCCUUCGCAAAGAGAAUGAAGACGAUGAAGACGUGGAUGAGUAUCGCUCGUCCUUAGGUCCUCCCGGGAGUAGGAUGAGGGUGCCAAGUACUGUUAGGCCUAGUGGGAUUGGUGUUGCGCUGGAUCGCCAUUUUGCUUCAAGCAACCAAAUCUCCUUGGAGCCUACGAAUAUGCACGCAAAAGUUCAAGUUAGUUUGCAUGUUCGUCUGGCUGAGGGUGGUGUGACAGAAGUAUUAAUAGAGGUAACUGUUUCAAUAUUCAAGGUAAAAGAGGUAGAAAGGUUUCUGGACCAGGCUCAAGGCUCAGAGGAGAGGAAAUGUCAUGAAAAACUACUGCUGAAGACUCAGACUCAUACUGAUAACUGUCUCUACAAGCCUAGCCAGGAAUCAGUCCCUACAUCAGUUUGGGGGCUCGGUGAUGCUGUGACGAACCUAAGGUUAGGCUCCUGGAUAUUCAAGUUGAGAUGUGUUGGUGUGGAUGGGGCUUUGGGAUUGGUGCAAUGGCUAUAUAUUUUCGCAUUUUUGGUCUUUUCAUCAGUAGUGUAUGAUAUCAGACAGUUCAGUAGGGGACAGGAACAUCAGCAGAAAUGCAAAUGUCAGGCGCCAUCAGAAUCGGCGAAGACAUCGCAUUAUAAUACAUUGCUAAGCCACUGUCACAAUUGUGGUAACCCAGGCCAAUCCAAUACUUUUCCCAAGAAGCCUGGGCCUGCUGGGCCAAUGGGGUGUCAGGGGUGA